GGACACCUAUUUUUGAAUUAAAACAAAGAGCAGAAUAUCACUAUAAAUUUAAUACACAACAAAUGACAUAUACAACAGUAGAACUCCCAAAUACAAUAAUAGAAGAAGAAAAUUUAAUUUUUCAAUUUAUUAAAUCUUCUCCCUUGCGUGAUUUAUUAUUACAACAACAAAGCUUAUUACACCUUUCCUUAAAUUUGGAGUUUCAUACCAAUGAAUCACUUAUAUAUCUAGCUCUCCCUCAUUGGAAUUUGGAGCAUCAAUUAAAAAAAAAUUGGCCUUCUGCAACAUGUGCUGAAAUGGCUCCUGUAACAGCUGCUUUAUUAAUUGCACAUAAAGACUCCAAGGUUACUAUUUGCACAGAUAGUUAG
Entrophospora candida is the source of this 368-nucleotide messenger RNA. The record is from the annotation of a GenBank genome assembly. Lineage: Eukaryota; Fungi; Glomeromycota; Glomeromycetes; Entrophosporales; Entrophosporaceae.